AAAUAAAUUGAAAAGAUGUCUUUGAAAUUCACCUCGCGGGUUUUUUCUAGGAAUUUGACUGCUUUUCUAAAUACAAGUAAAAGAACGGUUUCUUCUUCCUAUAUUAUUAAAGUUCCAAAUUACAAGUAUAAUAAUCUAUACAAAUACAAAAGAACAAUCGUUUCAUUGCGAUUUUUUUCAGACUUGGUGCAUAAGAAAAGUCAAGUGAAAGCUAUGGGUGCACUGAGUCCCUUGGAUCCAUCCUCUUUUUCAAAACCUGAUUUGGCUAUCAUUAAACAUGUUUCAUUAUUGUUUAAUGUAGACUUUGAGAGGAAAGUGCUGCAUGGAGAGGCAGUCCUCAAUAUUGAUGUUUUAGAGGAUAUUAAUGAUGUGAUACUGGAUGUUAAAGACUUGACAAUUCACAAAAUAGAACUUGACAAUGGCACAGAACUCAAGUACACAGUAGACAGUGAAGUGCCUAAUUUUGGUUCUAAGUUAACUAUCAGUUUGCCUAAACAAGCUUCUGCUGGAGAGAAGUUGAGCAUAAAAAUAAAUUAUAGCACGGCGCCGUCCGCGUCCGCUUUGCAAUGGCUGGACCCCUUGCAAACAUCGGGCAAGAAACAUCCGUAUCUCUUCAGUCAAUGUCAGCCGAUCCACGCUCGCUCCAUCCUCCCGUGCCAAGACACUCCCGCCGUGAAAUUUACUUACGACGCUGAGGUCAUUGCCCCCGAAGAGUUUACUGUGCUCAUGAGCGCCAUCCGGGGGGAGUCCAGGAGCAACAAGACUAUGUUCCACCAGCCCGUGCCGAUACCGUCAUACUUGCUGGCCAUAGCUGUGGGGGUGCUGGAGUAUAGGAGUCUUGGACCUAGAUCUCUGGUGUGGUCCGAGAAGGAAGAGAUAGAACGGAGCGCGUGGGAGUUCGCCGAGACCGAGAAGUAUUUGCAGGCCGCCGAGAGACUGUGCGGCAAAUACGAGUGGACCCAGUACGACUUGCUAGUGCUGCCGCCCUCCUUCCCGUACGGCGGAAUGGAGAACCCUUGUUUGACGUUCGUCACGCCUACUUUACUCGCGGGCGACAGAAGCCAAGCUGACGUCAUAGUCCACGAGAUAAUGCACAGUUGGACCGGCAACCUCGUAACCAACAGGAACUUUGAGCAUUUCUGGCUGAACGAGGGAUUCACCGUAUUUCUGGAGAGGAAGGUCGCCGCUUCUUUAAUCAAUGACUCAGCAGAGGCCAAGAGGAGCCGGGAUUUUCAUAGUCUGCUCGGGUUGCAGGAGUUGAGCGAGACAGUUAACGAUUUCCUCGGCGCCACCAACCCUCUAUCGUGUUUGGUGCCAGACCUCAAAUCCGGGAUACAUCCAGACGAUUCCUUCUCCAGAGUCCCUUACGAGAAGGGGUCCCUAUUCCUUCGCUACUUAGAAGAUUUAGUCGGAGGUCCCGAAGUUUUCGACGAUUUUCUCCGUUCAUAUUUGAACACAUUCCAGAAAAAAUCCCUUGACACGGAUCAGUUUAAGAGUUAUCUAUUGAAUUACUUCAAGGACAAUGAGAAUAUUAAGUCAGUUAAUUGGGACGCCUGGUUGUACACAAGUGGUAUGCCACCGAUUAUUCCCAACUACGACACAUCAAUGACGAAAGCCGUGACCGCUCUGACCGCGGUCAUCACGGAAGGCAAGGCCCCUCUGGCCUAUGAUGAUGUGAAGUCAUUCACCCCGCAUCAAAUCAUCAAUUUGCUACAAGAGCUGAUUGAUAAGCCCCCCUUACCUUUAGACAGGCUAGCCACGCUUGGAACAGAGUAUAAAGUCAGCACUAGCAAGAAUAGUGAGAUAUUCUACAGAUGGAUAAGGCUGUGCAUAAGAAGUCGCGACAUAUCAAAAUUAGGUGAAGCUCUAGACUUUGUGAACCAUCAAGGGCGCAUGAAAUACGUCCGUCCGAUCUACAGAGACCUGUACGCGUGGGAGGAUGUCCGACAACGUGCCAUAGACAAUUUCCUCAAGAAUGAACCGAAUAUGAUGCACGUCUCAGCCUACACCCUGAGAAAAGAUCUGCACCUAAAUGAAUAAUGCAUUUGACUCUUUUUUUUUUCUACAAGUUGUAGUACUAAUUUUUAAUCAUUGAAUCAAUUUGUUUUGUAAAUAAUUUUGUAUUGUUUUGAAGACUGUCGAAUGGCUUAUAUUUUAUUAAAUAUUAUUAAUUUUUGG
This is a messenger RNA of Amyelois transitella, 2178 nucleotides long. RefSeq names its product leukotriene A-4 hydrolase. Lineage: Eukaryota; Metazoa; Arthropoda; Insecta; Lepidoptera; Pyralidae. The transcript has 12 exons. Gene Ontology annotation, molecular function: metallopeptidase activity; zinc ion binding; epoxide hydrolase activity. Gene Ontology annotation, cellular component: cytosol. The coding region runs from base 16 to 2040 and encodes 674 amino acids. Gene Ontology annotation, biological process: peptide catabolic process; proteolysis. The record is from RefSeq and is a predicted model, not a curated record.